This is a messenger RNA of Pelagomonas calceolata, 1447 nucleotides long. NCBI's taxonomy places the organism in Eukaryota, Pelagophyceae, Pelagomonadales, Pelagomonadaceae. The record is from the annotation of a GenBank genome assembly.
GCCUAACUUAAGCGGCUGGCGGCGCAAAUCGCUCGGCCUGGGAUUAGAGAGCCGUGUGGGGCAUCGCUAAAGUACUACUGCCGUGUCGCACGCUGUCGUUUCGCAGCUGUAGGCGCAGUUUCCGCAAAAGCAGACUUUCGGCUGCAGCGCUCUCCGGAGCAGAAAGCGGCGUCGGCGGCGCAUUGGUGCCAACACCACGCUCUCGGGCACCCUACGACCAGUCCGCGCCUCGACGCCAAUCGACGCGGCGGGCACGCUGGCGCGCCACGCCCUCCGGUGGGUCGCCGCCGCGGCGAACGCAAUGACUCUAACCAAACCAGUAGUAGUACCUUUCGAGGGCCCGCUGACGAAGGGCAACUUCGUGCGGCGCACGGACCGGUUCACCGCGCACUUGGUGCUGGACGGCGUCGAGGUCCAUGACGGAGAAAAUGGAGAAGUGAAAGCCCACUGCAUCAAUCCCGGCCGCAUGGAGGCCUUCGUCGACCCGGGCGCCACGAUCUGGGCGCGGCGGGCCCCCGAGAACGGGCCCAAGCGCAAGACGGACUGGACGUGGGAGCUCAUCGAGCGCGACGGCGUGAUCUGCAGCACGAACACGCAGCGCCCCAAUGCCCUGAUAGCGGCCGUGCUGCGAGAAAAAGCACUCACAGGCUUCACGGACUACAAGUCCGUCAAGGCCGAGCACGUGCUGCCGCACGAGGGCCCGGGCACCAAAUCUAGGUGUGAUUUUUUCGUGGAGGAACUAGACGGCACUCAUCAUUAUGUAGAGGUGAAGAACUGCCACGCGACCUACCCCGACGAGGAUGUGUUGAGGGGCUGGGGCUACUUUCCCGACUCGGUGUCUGAAAGAGCGGCGCGGCACUGCCGCGAGCUCGCUGCUUUAGCGUCAAAGCCGAAGACGAAGUGCACCGUGAUCAUCGUCGCGUCCCGGGCGGACGCCACGAAGGGCAUACGACCGUCGGACUACCACGACCCCGGUUUCUGCGCCGCCGCUCGCGAGGCGCAAAAGGCGGGCGUCGUCUUCCGGGGGCUGCGGGCCUCGCACACGACGGCCGCGACGACGAUCGAGGACGAGAUCCCCGUGGACCUGUCGACGCCGUCCUCUGACAUAUUGUGUGCAUUACACAGAGCCUGGGCGGCGUGCGCGCCGAUCACGGGCUGGGACCGGACCUUCGGGAAGGACGCGCCGAAGCGCGUCGCCAACGGGCCCUUCGCGCACAACAAGGGUCGUGCAGGGUGCGACUCCGCUCUGUUGCCAGUCACGUCGGAGCACUUCACGCCUACCGUGUCGCGGCAUUUUGAUGAUCGGACGCCCGUGCCGAAGAGGCGGCGGAAGCGGUCGGCGAAGAAGAAGUGAGUGUAAGCCUCUUUGUGUACUGGCAUUCUCCCGUCUUCGCAGUCGUCGAUGGCGUCGUGUGGAAGCGCCGACUCGAGUCGGAGCGGGCCCGGG